AUGUCGUCCACCAGCAACGCCUCCAUUGACAAGUUCAACGGAGACAAUUACGCAACGUGGAGCCGGUACAUGCGCGGUGUGUUUUUGACGAAGUCCGUCUGGCACGUUGUCAACCGUGAAGUGACUCCGACUUUCACCGACCCGCGAGCGUCCGAUGACUACGUCAAGGCAAGCAACGUCGCGUUUGGUAUGAUGCUGCUGCACAUGAACGCGGACUACCAUCAUGUGCUGGACAACUGCGAGGAAGCCUGGGUUGCGUGGACAAGUCUGAAGACGCUGUACGGUGGGUCGCAGAAGGCAGGACGCAUCUACCUCAAGCGACAACUUUUCAGUAUCAAGAUGGCUGAAGGCGCGAACGUCAUGCAUCACUGCAACGAGGUCCUCAACAUCUCCGCCAAGCUUAGCGGCAUCGGUGCGAAGAUGGAAGACGAAGACGUUGCAAUUUGUCUGCUACUCAGUCUUCCGAAGAGCUACGAAAAUGUGGUGCUCAACAUGGAAAUGAGCAGCACCGAGCUUCGCACUCAAGAUGUGGUGAGAGUCCUGACGAAUGAGCAUGCCAAGCGUCAAGGAGAAAAAGGGACAACGACAGCGACUACGGUGAAGGCUGAAGAUGCAAGCAAGGCAUUCAGCGCCGAGCGUGAGCCCUACCAAUGCACGUAUUGUGGCAAGGUGGGACACACGGUGGAUCGUUGCUGGACAAAGCAGAAGAACGAAGGCAAUGGCUACGAUCGAGUGGCGUUUGCAGUCUCGUUCGAAUGUGGAGUUUCGACGAGCAAGGACGUGUCUGGAAUGUGGGCCGUCGACAGUGGUGCAACGCACCACAUUUGCCACGACAAGACCAAGUUCGCAAGUUUGGCAGAGCGCAAUGAGGGCGAACUCUUGGUGGCUGAUGGCAACAAGGUGGCCAUCAAGGGUGUGGGAACCAUCAUGGAAAAGGUGGUUCUGCCCAACGGUGAAGAGCGUGAGAUCGAAAUCAAGAACGCGCUAUAUGUUCCAAGUAUGAGCAAGAACCUGCUCUCGGUGCCACAGAUUAACAGCCAUGGCAAGUUUCAAGUCGUGUUUGACGGGUCCAAGAUGUAUGUGACUCUCAAGAACUCACAGCAAGUGGUGGCGACAGCGGAUCUCGUGGAUGGACUCUACUGGCUUCGGACGACUCAACGAUCAGCGAAUGUGACAACAAGUGGAACCAGUUGUGCCGAUCUACAUGCGAGAAUGGGUCAUGCUUGA
Molecule: messenger RNA, 1227 nt
Organism: Peronospora matthiolae
Lineage: Eukaryota; Oomycota; Peronosporomycetes; Peronosporales; Peronosporaceae
Source: the annotation of a GenBank genome assembly